This is a messenger RNA of Staurois parvus, 624 nucleotides long. NCBI's taxonomy places the organism in Eukaryota, Metazoa, Chordata, Amphibia, Anura, Ranidae. The record is from the annotation of a GenBank genome assembly.
AUGGCCACGUUAGAAUCGGGUGGGAAAAUUCAAGUUUCGGCACUCCACCCUGGCAUGCGAGUCUUGGCCAUGGACAGUUACGGGCGCCCUACCUACAGUGACUUUGUGACCUUUUUAGACCGAGAUCCUAGAGCGGAGAAUUUGUUCCGAGUGAUCAAAACUAUGGAGCCCCCUCGAACACUUUCUUUAACCUCAACUCAUCUCAUCUUCGUGGCGGACAAUUUUUCCACACCAGCCGCUGACUACAAAGCGGUGUUUGCCAGACAUGUAAGACCUGGCCAAUACAUUUUAGUAUCUGGAGCAUCUGGUCACCUUGUGCCAGCUAAAGUAACCUCACUGAGUAUGCGAAGAGAAAAAGGGAUCUAUGCUCCACUCACUCAGCAUGGGACAAUAUUGGUGGAUGAUGUGAUAGUUUCUUGUUUUGCCCUGGUACAAAAACAGAAACUGGCACAGUUAGCUUUUUGGCCUUUACGGGUACUGUACAAUCUGGGGGUGAUGGCAGGAAGUGAGGCAUCCCAGCAGGUGGGCUUUCACUGGUAUAGCCAAUUCCUUUACCAGCUAGGUCAAAUGAUCCUGAAUGAGAAUGAGUUUUAUCCAAUGAAUAUUCUGCAGCUGGAAAGCUGA